Molecule: messenger RNA, 1006 nt
Organism: Prunus avium (sweet cherry)
Lineage: Eukaryota; Viridiplantae; Streptophyta; Magnoliopsida; Rosales; Rosaceae
Product: pseudouridine synthase and archaeosine transglycosylase (PUA) domain-containing protein
Biological process (GO): formation of translation preinitiation complex
Molecular function (GO): RNA binding
Source: RefSeq, a predicted model, not a curated record
GGUUAACAUCGACGCGGGCUAUAGUGCGCAGCUGAGCUUAACUGAUCCCAUACCAGUUUCAGUAUCGUUCGACCUUAACACCAGUUUAAAGGGUUUUCUGUGCUUGCUCUUGAAGAUCUUAGAUUCUCUCUUGCCUCCAUUUUUCCAGAAUGUUCAAAAAAUUUUCCUCUGAAGAGGUGUCUGCACAAAACCAAGUUAAGGCAUCUGUCCAGCGCAAAAUUCGCCAAAGUAUUGCCGAUGAGUACCCUGGACUCGAACAAGCAUUGGAAGAUUUGCUACCAAAGAAAUCUCCUCUAAUUGUGGCUAAAUGUCAGAACCAUCUAAAUUUAGUUGUGCUAAACAAUGUGCCACUAUUUUUCAACAUUCGUGAUGGACCAUAUAUGCCUACCCUAAGGCUCCUUCAUCAAUAUCCAGAUAUAAUGAAAAAGUUGCAAGUAGAUAGGGGUGCCAUAAAGUUUGUUCUCGCUGGUGCAAACAUAAUGUGUCCAGGUCUGACUUCUCCCGGCGGUGCUUUGGAUGACACAGUGGCUGCAGAGACUCCUGUGGCAAUAAUGGCAGAAGGAAAGCAACAUGCUCUUGCCAUUGGCUUCACAAAAAUGUCAGCAAAAGAAAUAAGAGAUAUCAACAAGGGAAUUGGAGUUGACAACAUGCAUUAUCUUAAUGAUGGUCUUUGGAAGAUGGAACAUCUAGAUUGAGGAUAUUGAAGACUAACUGUGAUAACAUCAAGAAGAAAUGAAGCAUUUAUAUUAUGGUUUCAUCAAUGUGGUGUGGAUUUUCCUGUCUUAAUGAGUCAUAUGUAUACCCCAUCUUUAUUUACUUGUUUUGUCCUUGUAUGUGGAGUGAUCAUCUUUAACAAACAGUUCAUCCUUUAAUCGAAUUCAUGGUAAGAUGGUCAUAACCAUUUUGUUAUACAGUUAAAAGGUAUUUUUCGUGUGUAAUGUAAGAUGGUGAAUUCUCAACUCUCAAGUGGCUGUUCUUCAGCAAAUCCGUAUCGAGCCUGUGUUUA